UCCUGCAACCGUGAGCAGGAGCAGCUCUGACUCCAUCAAGUUAUUGGUGGUAAAUUAUAUAUUAUUAGUGUUGAAAAGACGAGUUUAUAGUGAGGGAGCGAGUUAAACGCCUCUCCUCGCAGCUGUGUCAUUAACGUGUUGUGUUAACUAAGUUGGGAAGAAGCAAACCUCGAACGAUGUUAGCUUAGCUCGCGUUAUUUGUAAAAAGGUACCGCGGAGUCAACAGCAGCUCCAACACGGCCCAUCGCUCUGUUUACUGACUUCACGUUCAGCCCUCCUCAUUUCUCCACUUCCGCUUUCUCCGAGCGCGACUGUUUAAUUAUCAAAUUGUGUGUGUGUCCGUGCGCGUUCACGCGGAAGUGGGAGCUAGCCCGACUGCUCCCGUGCAGCAUCAACAGUCUCCAAGGCAACAAUGAACAUCCUUCCGAAGAAGAGCUGGCACGUCCGCAACAAAGACAACGUCGCGCGCGUGCGGAAGGACGAGGCCCAGGCUGCCGAGGAGGAGCGCGAGGCCCAGCGUCGCGUGGAGCGCGCGGAGCAAGAGGCUCGUACAGAGUUUCUGAGAAGGAAAUCCCGAGCCGCUCUCCCUUCAACUGAAGAAAACAGGGAAGAUGAACCACCGACUGGAGGAAGUGGACCUCUGGAGCAUCUAAAUCUUUUUCCCUUCGAGGAGUCCUCGGAGAAGAAGGGGAAUGAUGAGUAUCUCAAGGAUAAGAAAGCUGAAACGGAGAAGCAGGAACGAGCUAUCGGCUUGCUGGUGUCUCUCGGACCCCAACCAGGGACUGAGGUCACGCCGUGGUACAUGAAAACCGGCAAAGAAAUAGAGGAGAGCAAAGAAAAAGAAAAAGAGGAGAAAAAAGAAAAAGACCAGAAGAAGGGAAUAAGUGAAGAGGAGAAAGAGAAGAGAGAUCGCAGAUUGAAAGAUAGUUUAGACCCGUUGAAAGAAAUGAAGAAAGCACUGGCUGUAAAGGACAGGAAAUACCGAAAUGGCAAGAAAAUGGAAAAAAGAGACAAAUGGGUGAAGAAGAGCAUCGGAGAGAGCUCCAUAGAACGGUUACGAGCUGAGCGCUUGGAGAGGGAGGCUGAAGAGAGGAGGAGGACCAAGGCCCUGCUGGACCAGAGGAGCGGCAAAGGGAAGGAGGCGGGGAAGGACAACGAGAGGGAGAGGCCCUACAACAGUGUUUAUUUCCCAGAACUGGCUCGAAAGCGUCAAAGGCGGGAUCGAGAUAGCUGGAGAGAUGAAAUAUUAAAAUCCUGAGAUUUCUUUAUUGGUCGAGUGUGAUCCGAAAUGGAUGGUUAGUUUAUAGAUAUUGGGCUACAAACGCAGCGUUUCGUGAUCCCGCCAGCGGGGCAGAGGGUUGUCCUCACAAAGGGCUUGAAGCUAUCAGCAAAGAAGACACAUGAACAACUGGUAGACUUGUUUACACUCUCGCUAUAGUUCCAAGAGAUUGUUGGAUGACAGAAAAUCUACAAACACUGAAUAAGUUGUUCAGUAAAGAAAAGGAAAACUGGAGAGCAGAGCUGAAGCAAUUAGACAAGAUGAGUUAAUUGGCAGAACAUUUAUAAUUUCACUCAUUUAUGAAGCUGAAUUUCCAACAAUUUUCUAGUUCCAGUUCUUCUUUGUCAUAUAUUACUUUAAGAUUCAUUUAUUUGGAUAAAACACAAAUCUGGCUUUCGUAAAUUCACUUUUUCCCCCAAAGUUGUACAUUUGUAUAUUUUACUUUUAAAAGCCAUAUAAAUGUUCCCAAACCCAGUUUGAAAUGUCACAGUAAAGCCCAGGUAAAAAAAUAAAAAGAACUGCUGAAUUAUAUUUAGUCCGAGUAUUAUUUAUUAGUAUUUAGCUCACUGUCACGACUGACUGGAACAGAAGAUUGAAUGAUGCUAUUAUACAUUUUAUUAGUAACACCUGUGCAAUUUUUUUUCCUGCAAUGUGAAAUUAAAUGUAUGAUAUUAACUUGU
Messenger RNA from Pseudoliparis swirei, 1959 nucleotides. RefSeq names its product leukocyte receptor cluster (LRC) member 1 (gene leng1). NCBI's taxonomy places the organism in Eukaryota, Metazoa, Chordata, Actinopteri, Perciformes, Liparidae. The record is from RefSeq and is a predicted model, not a curated record. Bases 413 to 1258 code for a protein of 281 amino acids. The transcript has 4 exons.